AUGGUAUACGACUUGUGCCUGAUCAAACCCAGCAUUGAACGGCUGGCCCAGGCGGCGAAGAAAGCGCAGCGCACGUCCAAGCACUUGGACAAAGCGAGAGCUGAGCUGCACUAUAAGGCGGUCCAGCUGCGAGCACAAGAAACGAUGCUCAAACAAGCGCAGCUCAACAAGCUCUACGAAAACAUCGAGAAAGAUUUGAAUCGGAACCUCACGAAACAGCGCGAGUUGGAAGCCCUCGAAACGCGCCUGCGUGAACAAGAAGUCCACAUCGCCCAGUUGCAGCUCCAAAGUUUGGAAUGCGCUAGCGAGAGUGAAGCGAACGCCAAGGCGAAGGAGGCACUGAGCCAGCGAGAGCAUGAACUCGACAUACGGCAAGCGGAAAUGGUCGUGAUGGGCGAGCGACUGGCAAUGCAGGAGCUGCAUUUGGCGACCGUUGAGAGGCAGGUGGACCAGCUCGAACGUGAAGUACAAAGCGAACGAGAGCGGUGGAUGCGCCUGCGCGAAGAAGAAGCUGCUGCAUGGAGAGCGCAAAAGGAAUCUGAAGCGAUGGCACUAGAAAAGGCACGAGAUGAGCUCCGACAGUUCGAACAAACCCGUCACGACCAUCUGCGACAAUUGGAGCUGCACCUUCGAAAGAUAGAGCUCGACCAAGCAAAGAGCAAGGAAUGCGUCGACAUGCAGCUUGUCGCGCUUCAAGCCCAGGAGACAUUGCUCCAGGAGCGGCAAUCCCAAGUGAAUCUGCAAUACGAAGACGUGGCAGCACGUGAAGGUCGGCUCAUAGCACUUCGUGACGAGUGGGUGGCCGCCCAAGACGACCACACCAAGGCGGCCAACGCAUUGCAAUUGGAACUCAAAGCUCGAGAGCGGCGGCUGCAAAUCUUUGCGUCCGAUGCCGAAGCCCAAGUCGAAGUCACAGCCAUGAAGCAAAAGGCGUUGGAUGUCAAACUCCGCGAAUUAGCACUGCGGGAACAAACGUUGGGUGCGAAGCAAUGACGAUCAGGCGCGCCGAUCUUGGGCUCCAGGCCCUCCUCAAGUAGACGAACGAGGCACUAUCGAGCCACGCAGUUCCUUUGCAUUUACUCCAGUUGCAUGCAGUUCACCUGUAACUGACGUGUCGGUUUCAC
Messenger RNA from Aphanomyces invadans, 1124 nucleotides. RefSeq lists its product as hypothetical. The coding region runs from base 1 to 993 and encodes 330 amino acids. The record is from RefSeq and is a predicted model, not a curated record. NCBI's taxonomy places the organism in Eukaryota, Oomycota, Saprolegniomycetes, Saprolegniales, Verrucalvaceae. The transcript is spliced from 10 exons.